Molecule: messenger RNA, 1665 nt
Organism: Nycticebus coucang (slow loris)
Lineage: Eukaryota; Metazoa; Chordata; Mammalia; Primates; Lorisidae
Gene: SNX31
Product: sorting nexin 31
Exons: 14
Coding region: 56-1378 (440 amino acids)
Biological process (GO): intracellular protein transport
Cellular component (GO): early endosome
Molecular function (GO): phosphatidylinositol binding
Source: RefSeq, a predicted model, not a curated record
GGCUGGCCAUCGCAGGUCCGACUCCCGGCGCCGCUCUGCCGCCACCUCUCCAGCCAUGAAGACGCACUUCUGCAUCCCGCUGUCCCAGCAGCUCCCCGACACGCUCGGGGGCCGCUACGUGCUGUACUCCGUGUACCUGGAUGGCUUCCUCUUUUGCAAGGUGCGCUACAGCCAGCUGCAUGGUUGGAACGAACAGCUGAGGAGGGUCUUUGGAAAUUGUUUGCCACUCUUUCCACCAAAGUAUUAUCUGGCAAUGACCACAUCCAUGGCUGAUGAGAGGAGGGACCAGCUGGAACAAUAUUUGCAAAAUUUGACCAUGGACCCAAACGUAUUGAGAAGCGAUGUCUUCACCGAGUUUUUAAAACUGGUACAGCUGAACACAUUUAACAUCACUAUCAAGAAAACAUCUCUGGAUAUAUUUCUGCCCAAUGAAAGGAGUAUUAAAGUGGAAAUUCUAACAUCGGAUACUGCCGAAAGAGUCCUAGAGGUGGUGUCACACAAAAUUGAACUGUGUCGGGAGCUCUUGGACUACUUCGGCCUCUUUCUCUUUCGGUUUUGCAAGGAAGGCAAGCUCUCUCUGGUGAAAAAAUUGGCGGACUUUGAACUCCCUUAUGUUAGUCUUCGGAGUUCUGAAGUGGAAAACUGUAGAGUUGGACUCCGAAAGUGGUAUCUGGAUCCAGCCCUUGACUCCAUGCUGAUGGGCUGUAGAGCAGCCAUAGACUUGCUCUAUAUGCAGGCAGUACAGGACAUUGGAAAAGGAUGGGCCAAACCCACACAGGUGCAGAGGGAGAAAUUAGAAGCCCUCCAGAAAGAAGAUAAUCAAACAAAGUUUUUGGAGCUGUGCCGGGAGGUACAGCACUACGGGUACAUGCAGCUGGACCCGUGCACCUGCGACUGCCCGGAACCAGGCUGCGGGGCUGUCCUCUCCAUCGGCAACAGCGAGAUCAGCUGCUGCAUCACCCUGCCUGGUAACCAGACCCAGGACGUUGUUUUCCAGAUGAACAGGGUGAAGUGCUGGCAGGUCACUUUCCUUGGAACUCUGCUGGAUUUGGGUGGGCCCCAGCGAACUCUCAACCAGAACUUGGAGCUCAGAUUUCAAUACAGUGAAGAUAGUCGUUGGCAGUGGUUUGUUAUUUAUACCAAGCAGGCUUUUUUGCUGAGUAGCUGCUUGAAAAAGAUGGUCUCAGAAAAGAUGGUAAAGCUAGCUGCAGAGAAUCCAGAAAUGCAGAUUGAAGUCCCGGAACAAGGCAAAAGUAACAAAUACCACAUUCAGCAAAGCCAGCAGAAAGACUCUUCUAGUUUUCUGCCAAGAACAAGCAAGAUUAAGAUGGCUAAAGAUGACUGUGUUUUUGGGACCAUAAAGGAAGAAGAUCUUUGAAAAAAAGUCUCGUAUUUUAAAAUGUCCCAUAGUGCUAUCUCGAGACAGUGAAAGAACUUGGGGGUUGAGGUGGGCUUCCUACCCUCCGUGAAAGAAGUUUGACCUAUUCCUGUGUUUCUGGCAUUAGAAUAGCCUGUAUUCAGCACAUAGGCCUCAGCAGUUCAUGUAAAUCUCAAGAUUAGAAAUAGGAACCAAUGUGAGAGUUUCUUUUAGUUGCUCCUAAGUGGCAAGUCUGAGUCAAUUAAUAUGAAGCUCAUUCUAGUUUUUCCCCCUAAAACAGAUCUUUA